AUGCCAUCAGAAACAUUUCGGAUGUUAAUUUGUGGAAACAGUGGAAGUGGAAAAACUAAUCUGUUGUAUCAUAUGUUAAUUAAACCACUACUGUACUAUGACGAGAUUUAUCUUUACGCGCGUAAUCUAGAACAGGAUAAGUAUCAAAAGCUAAUUCAGAAAAUGAGGGAGUUAAGUCAUAAAUUGGAAUAUGAAAUACUUCAUGUUAGUAAUGAUGAAAUAACCCCAGUGUCAGAAAUGGAUUAUGAAGACAACCAAAAACUUGUGAUAUUUGAUGAUUACGUUUGUGAUAAAAACCAGAGGCAACUGAUUGAUUAUUUCAUUCAAGGUCGGCAUAAAAAUUGUUCGGUGGUUUACCUCAGUCAGUCGUUUUACAAAACUCCAAAGGAUAUACGGUUAAAUUGUUCUCAUUACUGCCUUUAUGAAUUUCCAUCAUCGAGGGAAUCCAACAGAAUAUCAUCUGAGUUAGGAGUUAAUAAAGAAGAUUAUAAAGCAGCAACUAAAAAACCCUAUUCAUUCCUUUAUGUUGAUAAACCAAAAAAACGUAUUGCAAGAAACUUUAUCGCCCCCCUGCAAUAA
Messenger RNA from Porites evermanni, 579 nucleotides. Lineage: Eukaryota; Metazoa; Cnidaria; Anthozoa; Scleractinia; Poritidae. The record is from the annotation of a GenBank genome assembly.